AUGUUAUCAUUCCGAAAAAUAAUUCUUUCCUGGCCAUCUCCAGGGCACAAUAAAUUAUUUCUUUUUAAUUUAGCCUUUCUUUCAUUCUUUCUUUUGAAAAUAUUUUUCUUCAUUAUCACAUUUUGUUUAGCUCUCCUUUCUUUCCUGCUUUCCUUCUUUUUCUUUCUUUCGUUUUUUUUAUUCUCAAUUUUGAAAAGGUUCUUUGCUUUCUUUGCAUUAUUUUGUUUUCAUCUUCUUUCUUUCUUUCUUUCUUUCUUCUUUUCUUUCUUUUCUUUCUUUUCUUUUUACUUUCAUUCUUUUAAAAAUAUUCUUUCUUUUCACCGUAUUUUCAAUUUUUUGUUUCUCUCUUCUUUCUUCUUUCUUUGUCUUUCUUUCUUUCUUUCUUUCUUCUUUUCUUUCUUUUCUUUAUUUUCUUUUUACUUUCAUUCUUUUAAAAAUAUUCUUUCUUUUCACCGUAUUUUCAAUUUUUUGUUUUUCGCUUCUUUCUUCUUUCUUUGUCUUUCUUUCUUUCUUUCUUUCUUUCUUUCUUUCUUUCUUUCUGAAAUGUUUUAUCUUUACUCCGCACUCCAUUCUUUCUUUCUUUCUUUCUUUCUUUCUUUCUUUCUUUCUUUCUUUCUUGUUUCGUUCAAUCCAAAGAAUUUUCAAAAUUUUGACUUUAAGCUCUUUCUUUCAACUAUUAUUUUCAUUCCGCUAAUCUUCAUCUUCCUAGCUUUCUCCUUUCUCAUUCAUUUUAUUUUUAUUUUUCUCUAUUUUUUCAUCCAUCUGCAAUGUUCCCGCCAUCUUUCUUCCUAUCCCCUCCCACUUUCAUUCACGCUUUUUCUUUUAUCUUCUUCUUUAUUUUCUAUUUUUUUUCUUCUACACAGAUUUCUAUUUUUCUUUCUUCCUUCCUUUCUGCUCUUGAAUUAUUCAAGUUUCCCACUUUUUCCUUUUUUUUCAUCAUCCAUCCAAUUCCCGUUUUUCUUCUUUUGCAUAUUUUUUUUUCUCUUUCGGUCAUUAUUCUUUUCUUCUUCUAUCGUCGUUUGUGUUUUUUUUUUUCUUUUUAUCUAUAGUGGAUCCUACCACAACAAUUUCAUAUUUCUUUACUACACUUUUCAUUCGCCUUCUAUUCCGCCCGCUUCUUUCUCUCAAUCUUCUUCUUGGUUUUUAUUAUUUUCUACUUCUUCUUUUCUUUUUCUCUCUUCUUCCUUUUUUCUUGUAUUUCGUAUUCACUUAUUCUUUCUAUUUUUUAUUUUCGUCCAUCUUUGUUCUGAAUACUUCGUCUCUCUUGGUUCAUUGUAUUUAUAUAAUCAUUUUAUCCUUCACCUACCCUUUAUGCUUUUACUUCUUCCUUAUUCAAUAACAUUUCAUUUAUCCUUCCUUUCUGAUCCUUCUUUCUCACUUUUUUCAUCAUUUUUUUUUAUUUUACUUGCUCUAUCCUUCUCCAAAACGAUCUGUACUCUUCUUCUUCUUUUUCUUCUUUCUUUCUUUCUUUCUUUCUUUUUCUUUCUUUCUUUCUUUUGUUAUUUUUGUGAUCUUCUUCUCUUUCCAUUUCCCACCCUUCUCUUCUAUGUUUUCCUGAAACAUCCACCAGCCCACUUUACUACACUUCAUUCUUUCUUCCUUCCUAACUCUUCCUUAUUUCUUUCUCUCUAA
This is a messenger RNA of Acanthosepion pharaonis, 1632 nucleotides long. The record is from the annotation of a GenBank genome assembly. Lineage: Eukaryota; Metazoa; Mollusca; Cephalopoda; Sepiida; Sepiidae.